This is a messenger RNA of Rhizophagus irregularis DAOM 181602=DAOM 197198, 519 nucleotides long. NCBI's taxonomy places the organism in Eukaryota, Fungi, Glomeromycota, Glomeromycetes, Glomerales, Glomeraceae. The record is from RefSeq and is a predicted model, not a curated record.
AUGUUAUAUCUUGUAGUAAUAGUUACUGAAGGUAUUAUUAAAUGUGUAAUACCUGAGCGAAUAAUUACAAUUACAGAAAAUGAACAGUUUUCAGAAUUGUAUGAAAUAUUUACUUCUGGACAAUUUAAUAAUCAAAAUGUUAAAGUUUAUGUUCGUCAAAAUAGAGUUAACAAAUGGGUAGAAGUAAGCGAUGGGUUAAAUAGUGAUCUUAAAAUUAUGGAAGUUUUAGGAUAUAAUCAUCAUCAUACUGAACAUACUAGACGUGAUUUAUUAUAUAAUGAGAUUAUUGAUCUUUUACGUAAUCAAAAAGCUGGUUGGAAAGGAGGUGUUCACCAAACUUUAGGAAAGGAGUUUGUAGAGCGUAUUGCAAAUGCUAUUUGGUAUAUUGAUCCACAUUUAAAAUUAUUACAAUCUCAUUUUUGCCAUAUUCCUGUGCUCUUUAAAGAAUUAGCAACAUAUGCAAAUGAUGAUCCUGAUAUAAAUACAUACGGCAGUUUCAUCAGUUCUUAUUUAAACUGA